This is a messenger RNA of Penicillium roqueforti, 1038 nucleotides long. Its product is annotated as zinc-binding alcohol dehydrogenase family protein. The transcript is spliced from 2 exons. Bases 1 to 1038 code for a protein of 345 amino acids. The record is from RefSeq and is a predicted model, not a curated record. NCBI's taxonomy places the organism in Eukaryota, Fungi, Ascomycota, Eurotiomycetes, Eurotiales, Aspergillaceae. Gene Ontology annotation, molecular function: oxidoreductase activity, acting on NAD(P)H.
AUGAAAGAAGCUAUUGUUGACGACACCACUUCGGUCGUCAUCCGCGACGUUGAGAUCCCCACUCCCAAACCCGGCCAGGUCCUCAUCCGGGUAGUAGUGUCGGGUACCAACCCGAAGGACUGGAAAGUCCCCAAAUGGCAACCAAACAAUACUAUUAACCAGGGAGACGAUAUUGCAGGGUAUGUGGAAGCAGUGGGAGCAGGAGUCCAGAACUUCCGCGCGGGAGAUAAAGUGGCAGCGUUCCACGAGAUGAUGACCCCAAAUGGAAGUUAUGCCGAAUAUGCCAUUGCGUGGGAACACACGACAUUCCAUCUCACCGAGAAGACCAGCUUUGAAGAGGCUGCUACAAUCCCCCUCGCGGCGAUGACUGCUGCAUUGGGCCUAUAUCAGAAACUGAAAUUGCCUCUACCUUGGGCUCCCGCCGAUAAACCUAUUCCGCUAGUUGUGUAUGGCGGUGCCUCGGCGGUUGGCGCAUUUGCUAUCAAGUUCGCUCAGCUAUCGAACAUUCACCCCAUCAUCGCUAUCGCUGGCAAAGGCGCUCCCUUCGUCGAGACGUUGAUCAGCAGAGAGAAGGGAGACACGAUUAUUGAUUAUCGUGAAGGCGAUGACGCCGUCUACUCGGCGAUCAAGGCUGCUGGCAAGGGUAAUCCCAUUCAGUAUGCCUACGAUGCCGUGUCCGAGAAGGGAAGCUAUGUGACUCUCGGUGCUGCUCUCGAUGUACCUGGGAAGAUCACUGUCGUUUUACCUGCGGACGCUGAUAAGGUGCCGAAGCAAAUUAGCAUCGAGCGGACGAUGGUCGGGGCUGUUCAUAUGCAUCCUGCCGAAGGCCAGACUGUUGGUGAUAAGGAGUUCGGAGCUGCUUUCUUCCAAUUCAUUGGUCGAGGUCUGGCACAGGGUUGGUUCUCAGGCCACCCAUACGAAGUGCGAAAAGGUGGACUGGGUGGUAUCGAAGGCGCAUUGAAAGAUCUAGAGGCUGGCAAGGCAUCUGCGGUGAAAUACUUGGUCAAGAUUGCCGAGACUGACGGAGUUCAGCAGUAG